Plenodomus lingam JN3 is the source of this 2259-nucleotide messenger RNA. RefSeq lists its product as uncharacterized. The record is from RefSeq and is a predicted model, not a curated record. Gene Ontology annotation, molecular function: zinc ion binding; DNA-binding transcription factor activity, RNA polymerase II-specific. Lineage: Eukaryota; Fungi; Ascomycota; Dothideomycetes; Pleosporales; Leptosphaeriaceae. Gene Ontology annotation, biological process: regulation of DNA-templated transcription.
AUGUCUGGAUAUUAUCCUCCCCCGGGCCACAACAUCCCGCCUCACUACUACCACGUGGACCCCUCGUCAAUCCCCAGAGCCAACAUUCACCAUGCUGCACCCUCGUCCAUGGCUGCCCAUGCUUCCUACGCACCAACAUUGCCAGAGAAUCCUUUUCGUCCUGGCGUGCCUCCCUCCUUCCUGUCGUUUGCAGACCCUCCUGCUGGGCAGUCCAGCUACAUGGACCAGUACGAGGAUGGGUCUGGCGCCAUGGGCUCAGUGCCAGGGAGUGGGCGCGCGCGUCGGCGCCUGGUCCCAGGUGAGCCGGUAAAGCACCGCAGAACGAGGAGUGGCUGCUUCACAUGCAGGCAACGCAGAGUCAAGUGUGACGAGAACCAUCCGACCUGUGAGCGAUGCCGCAAGGGAAACCGAGAGUGCAAGUAUCCAGAUUCUCAAUCUGGUCAAAAGACGUCGCGCAGUGGGUCCCGGCCGGGAAAAUCAUCCUCUGCGGACGAUGCUUCGUCACCGGAGGACCAUGACCAGGACGGAGGGGACCGUCUUCCGCCCAUUCACGACGACGACGAAUACGACGACGACGAUGUUGAUUUCGACGACGAUGCAGCGUCCAAAAGUCAGGAUCUGCGAGACUCGUCACACACGCCCCGCUCGAUCCUCGAUCCGAGCACGUCACCGUCGACAGAGGCCUCUUCGACGGUUCCACCGACUGUGCGUCCACCACUAUCUCGCAAAGGCAGUGCGCAAGCUGCCAAACCUUGUACGGCUACCAAGCCUGGCUCAGCCAUGGCUCGUGAUCUCCAGUUCUACCUGAACUACUUCCAGACGCACAUCACGGUCCACCAUUAUUCCCUCAAACGCGAUGCACACAACUUCUUCAAGGGCGAUUUCCUGUCUCGCGCGAUGAAGUUUGAGCCUCUGAAAUACGCAGUCGCCGGCUAUGCAGCCUACUUCCACACCCUCUCCCAACCAGACGGUCGCAUGUCCAAUUUCCUCCAGUUCUACAAUGAAUCCGUCUCCCGAUUGCGAGUUUCCAUCACCAAGAAUAAGAAACAAGGCCUUCCCACUUUCCUCACCAUUCUCCAGCUCGCAAGUAUCGAGGAAUUGCUGGGCGAUUGGGUGAAUCUGAUGGGUCAUCACAAGGCCGCCUUUGAGAUGCUCACCCGGUUGUAUACGCCACAAAGCAUGACAGAAUCCGACUUUCUACUCAAGGUCAUUCUCUGGUACACGCGUUUCGACCUCUUUGUAGGCUUUCAGUCUGGCGGAGAAGCAGUCCUUGGCCGAGAGUGGUAUGUAGCAGUACAUGACUGCUAUGUGAGAAAGGUUGCGGAAAAUCCCGACGACGUUGGCAUGCAGUAUGAGGAACGCCUCGCGCAUUCACGUUUGGUUGCCAAGGACUCGAAUGACUUGUUUGCCCGUGCUGGCAAGGGUCUCAUCACCCCUCAAGACUUUAUGCAUCAGCUACCGAUAUUGCGAGAGCAAGUGGAAAGCUUGCAGGAUGGCUUGGGGCCGGCUCUUGUGAACCCUGCCCACAAGGUCCAUCGCAUACCAGGAGAGGCCGAUCCUGCGGAUAUUGUCGACCCCUAUGAGCCAGAUUUGAUUUGGGGUGAGCCGUUAUGGACGUCCAAUUACCUCUUCUUGGACACAUGGGGGAUCAUCUUCAUGUUCAAUAUAUCCUCGUCCAUGGCCCUGAAACAACCGCCCAGUCCAGAAGUCACCAAAACCGCCUAUCGGGCAAUACAGCUCUUCGAGGCCAUGUGUGCGUACCCCGACGCCCCACCAGGUACACUAGUGGAGGCGCAAGUUUGUUUUGCUAUUGCAACCCUUUUCUUGCCCAAGGAUGCAAAGACGGUGUCUUGGUGCCGCAAAACUUUUGCCAAGAUUGAAGCUGCUGGGUACAUUUACUCAGACGUCCUCCGGAACCGUAUGCUCGAAUCAAUGGGCAUUGGGCCUUCUGACUGGUGGCUACCGAAUGAUGAAGGUUGUCCGCCCAUUAUUCGGUCGAUCAAAGACUUCAUCAGAGACAGAAGUCAGGCACCGAAAGAUCAGGUCUCUGACGACUUGCGCGAGAUGAGGGGCAUCUUCAGUUCCAUGACCAUCAGCGACUCUCCUCCGUCAGACAAUAUGACAGUGACGAGCGCGGAUGGCCUAGGUAAUGCGAGUGUAAAGGAAAACGACAUGUACGGAUCUCCUGCGUGGAAUUCGGGGCAUGGAACCGAUGGCAAGCGACCAGAGGCGGAAGCGUACGGAUCGGGAUUCCAAUGA